Molecule: messenger RNA, 363 nt
Organism: Gamsiella multidivaricata
Lineage: Eukaryota; Fungi; Mortierellomycota; Mortierellomycetes; Mortierellales; Mortierellaceae
Product: calcium-activated BK potassium channel alpha subunit-domain-containing protein
Exons: 2
Biological process (GO): potassium ion transport
Cellular component (GO): membrane
Source: RefSeq, a predicted model, not a curated record
AUCUACACAUACAACCUUCUCCCAGAGUCAGAGAUGUAUCAAAGGACAGCAGCCACACAAGUCGUAUGCGCCGACGAACUGCGUCAAGUCCUUCUGGCAUUCAACUGUUUACAACAAGCAACUGCGACCUUGAUCUUGAACCUGCUUCAUCAGCAUCGACCAUCUGAGAGAUUUGACGAGAUCUGGGAAGCAGAGUACGAUGACAGUCUUGGAAACGAGUUCUAUAUCUCAUAUCUAAACCCAAUCUUUGACGGAAAGCCCUUCGGAUUCGUAUCUUGGUUCCUGUACCGAAGAUUUCAGGUCAUUCUGUUCGGAGUGCGUAUCCGACUCCAGUCUGGCGAGUAUCAUACAGCUUUAAACCCA